Xenopus laevis (African clawed frog) is the source of this 1609-nucleotide messenger RNA. RefSeq names its product EF-hand calcium-binding domain-containing protein 14. NCBI's taxonomy places the organism in Eukaryota, Metazoa, Chordata, Amphibia, Anura, Pipidae. Bases 235 to 1314 code for a protein of 359 amino acids. The record is from RefSeq and is a predicted model, not a curated record. The transcript is spliced from 10 exons.
GCCUGACUCACCUGGUGACUUAACCUAUUAUCUCCAAGAGUAUGUGGGACUUUAUACUGCAACAGAAUAUCUAGCAUUCCCAAAGUAAUUCACGAGGAUCAUUUCACUUAACACAAAACAGAAGACAGGGGCUCUCUGUCUAGUGUAGGCUUUUUAGCUAUAAGAAAAUCUAACCAACCUGGAAACAUUUAGGAGAACUUACAAGAACGUAUAAGUUUAACACCAGGGGAUAUUAUGGAUGAAACAAAACAAGAGAAAUAUUCACUCCUGCACGAUGAGUCAGAUUUGGAAGAAUAUGAAAAAAUUAAAGUUGGCCAGAAAAUGCAUCAAAAUGGGAAAUCCUACAUAAGAAGGUCCAGUCUAGGUUCAACAUUGGGUCAACCACAAUGGCUUUGUCAUACAGUUUUCAUCAUGCUCCUGGUCUGCUCACAAGCUGCUUUAUGUAUUUUUGUUUUAACCAUACACAUCGACAUAAAAACAAUUAAGGUUGAACAUGGGGCAUUGCACAAAAAUACAGUGGAAAUGGCAGUUCAUCUUCAACCCAUUGAUAAUACAAGCCUUUCAAAGCAUGAAAAUGUAACUCAAAUGGGUGUGGAACCGACAAUUAAAAAGCAACUACAGGAACUCAAUGUUAUGGAUAACGUCAAUCUUCUCAAAAGACUUCACACUUUAGAAACAAAUAUGAAAUCACUGAAAAAUAUUGUUUCCAGCCAUGGUGAAGACCUUGAAAUAUUAAAGGUCCAACAAGAAGUGGAAGGAGUAAAGCAUGAAAAUGCACUGCAAAGGCAGUUAAACAAUAUCAGCAGAGACCUGAAUGGCUUUCACAUUCGCCUGGAGGAGGGGCUGGACUUGGCCUUCUCACAGAUAUCACAGCUCAGAGAUGAUGUCUUUUUUCUUGAAAAUACCCUAAAUGACUCAAAGCAAGAACGCUUUGGUAUAAAGGAAUCUACACAGAAGCCAACAAAGAAAGAAACGAUGGUCCAAACAACUACCCACCUGCUUCCCACUGUACCUCUCACUGGCAUUCAGAUUUUGCUGAAGAAUACUAUGAGAGACUCUACCACAAUGCCUAUGUCAAGUCAGAAGGAUAUACCUGAAGAAAUAUCAAUACCCUUCUUGAAGAGUCGGUCAGAUUUCCAAGUAUUCUUCUAUGGAGCAGACAAGGAUGCAAAUGGCUUUCUUACAUAUGCUGAAAUAAAGAACGUGCUUGGAGAUGAGACUCCAAGCGAAGACAUUCUACUUCAUUUUGAUGAAGAUCAAGAUACAAUGUAUUCCUACACUGAACUAAUCAGAACUUUCCAUCUUAAAGAAUAGAAAAAGACAAGAGAAAAUGAAGAAAGCAAGAGACAAGGCAGCAAGAUAGAAGGCAUUUCAUGAUUGCUUUGUUCCUUCAUACAGCUCCUGAAAAAAAGAAGUACUCAUUAUUUUUAUCAUUAAAGGGGUUUUUUAUUUCAAUUAUUUCAUUUAAACAAACAAAAAAAGCAUGAUUCAGAGAAACAAAAUUCAUAUUUUUAAUAAACGGAUGUUAAGGCAUUCAGGUAAACAGUUUUUCCCUUUGCCAAUAUCAUUAAUCUUAUGGUGUUUUAUUGUAAUAAAACUUUAACAUUAA